This is a messenger RNA of Neocloeon triangulifer, 2395 nucleotides long. RefSeq lists its product as uncharacterized. NCBI's taxonomy places the organism in Eukaryota, Metazoa, Arthropoda, Insecta, Ephemeroptera, Baetidae. The transcript is spliced from 22 exons. The record is from RefSeq and is a predicted model, not a curated record. The coding region runs from base 105 to 1043 and encodes 312 amino acids. Gene Ontology annotation, molecular function: odorant binding.
UUAUCAAGUGCUGUGGGAAAAAGUCAUGUUACGCGUCCUUGCCAAAUCAUACAGGCCUCCAUAAAAGCAGAGCACCUGCGGCAGCUUUGACUAAAAAAGUCUCAAUGAGCACAAUUUUAUCUAAAUCGAUCACAUUUGGUAAUAAAACCAUCCCUGUGAUCACAACGAAUCCACCAGUGAUGUUUGAAGAGAGCACAGAUGAUACGACUGAGCAAAGCCAAGAAACUGCUACCACUUCAAACGGUUUAUUGGAAUUUUCUAGUGAAGCUACAGAAGAACCAUCAUCAAAUAAAGAAAAAAUUAUAACUACAAAUAUUGAAGUCACAAAAUCCAUUGAUAUAUUUUCUACUCUUUCACCUACCAUAGCACCCACAACUUCAACAGUUAUGCCUACCACAACUACAACAAGACCACCAUUGUGCAACUGUCAAACCUGCAAAAUUGUCUCUGAUGAUGCAAUUAGUAUUAAAGAUCCAGAAAAAUAUGGAGCAUGGACACGUGUAGACAAUGCCACUUAUUUAUUUGGAGGCUAUCCAAUGACAUGGUCAAAUGCCUGGCAAAAAUGUUGCAGCUUAGGCAUGUGGCUUAUCAGCUUUGAGUCAUUUUUAAAGAUAAAACGCGUUGGGGAAGUAAUUAAAAAUUGGCCUCACAACACUCAAUUCUGGACCAGCGGUACUUCCAAGGGAUGCACCAACGGUACAUUUGUGUGGUGCUCUAGCAACGAUCCACAGUUUGAAACCGGAAGUUGGCACCCAAACGAGCCAAACGAGAAAAAUGGUAGCAUUGAUGUGUGCGUCAGCGCUAGUUUAGCAAAUGGUGCUUUCCUGUUGAGCGACAACCCGUGCUCCUACAGAUACGCUUUUGCGUGUGAAGCAAACUCCAUCGUUAAAUUCAUGGAAAACCCUGUAGACCAGCUACAAAACGGAUGCCCACCGAAACAGGACUGUGGAAAUAAUAUGCUUGGACUACCUACAUAUAAUGCAGAUGGACUUAUCCAAGAGCCCGGCCCAAUCAGAGGGACUUUUCAAAUUAGCUGUGGAUAGUUCUACUAUUUCUCACGAAUGCAAAAAUCGUGGGCUGAUGCAAGAAACUACUGUUGCAGCAUUGGAAUGGACUUGGCGAGUGUACAUCUGAUUGAAAAGAGGGAGUGCAUUGCAAACAUAUUUAAUAGUAAAUAUUUUCAAAUUCAAGAAAACUCACUUUGAGAGCUCCCUCUUCGAUUGAAUGCAACAUCAUAUUGGAGUUCUGGCAGAGCAACAAAGAUUCCAGGAAAGCACUUCUGGUGCUCAACAGAAUCAUACUUUUAUCAGCGAGAAACGGUGUGGGCUGAAAACUAUCCGAAAAACGAGCACACCUGCGUGGUCAUUUCAUUCAACAAAACAUCAAACAAUACAGAUCUAAAGACAGCUUUUUGCGAAGAGGAAAAACAUUUUCUCUGCGCUGCAUUUACCUUUCAUCAACCAAAGGGAAACAAGGCACAGAGGAUGUUUUGGGAUUGCAAGAGAACUUAUGACAUCGGUCCAUUGGAGGAGGACAAUCUUUUAGCUUUUUCCAUGACGCCACCAAGACUCAAUCUAAUGUGCUUUGCCAGAUGCAUGGGCCAAUAUCAUCGCAAAAUAUUAGAUACAAGUGCUAAUGAAAACAGCAUUUUGAGAGGCUUGGAGGAUUUACAGAUGAGCCCCACGGAAGUUCAGACAAUUUACGCAGUUUUAGAAAAGUGCGAUUUAGCUACGGCAAAAAUGAAUUACAGUCGGUGUGAGUUUACCUACAUGAUUGCAAAGUGUGCACUCAUUAGCAGCUAUCAGACCCUGCUAAAAACUAUAACUCUACUGACUGGUAACUAUAAUGAUGUACUGCCAACAACUUUGCCGUGUGAGCCAAACUAUCAAUACUGCAAUGUUGAUUAUCAAUGCGGGCAAAAUGCUGCACUCAUAGGUCAAUUGAAAACAACAGGGAAAACCGACGUUGGAAAAUCAGUGUCUGCCCAAUGGAGCUAGUUAUUUUGUAGCAAAGGGUAACAACAGUCACAACUUUUCUUACGGCGACGCAUACUUGUACUGCUGCUCAAUCGGAAUGAAACUAAUAGAAAUUGAGAAUAUAAAAGAGUUAGAUGAUUUAAUGCAAUUUGAUGCAACAUUGAGACCCCUUAACAUGACAGCAGUUGGGCCCUUAAAUGAAGAUGAAAUUGGAGACCCAGCAAAGUGGUGCUCAUCGGGUGCACCAAUUCCUCUAGCUCUUUUUCCACAGGGAAAAGUUCCCAAAGACCCAUGUUUCAAAACAUCCAAUUGCUUAUUUUUGAAACUGAUGUCAGACAACAUGACUCCAGACAACACCUUGUUGUAUCAAAAUUGCGAAUCUACCUUGGUCACAUUAUUUGUGUGUGAAUAAAAUGCUU